This is a messenger RNA of Volvox carteri f. nagariensis, 1560 nucleotides long. It is a transcript of the gene ponA, whose product is annotated as pontin. The record is from RefSeq and is a predicted model, not a curated record. Bases 193 to 1560 code for a protein of 455 amino acids. Gene Ontology annotation, molecular function: ATP binding; ATP hydrolysis activity; DNA helicase activity. The transcript is spliced from 12 exons. Lineage: Eukaryota; Viridiplantae; Chlorophyta; Chlorophyceae; Chlamydomonadales; Volvocaceae. Gene Ontology annotation, biological process: box C/D snoRNP assembly; chromatin remodeling; regulation of transcription by RNA polymerase II. Gene Ontology annotation, cellular component: NuA4 histone acetyltransferase complex; Ino80 complex; Swr1 complex.
CUGUAAGCUUAUAGUUCACUGUUGAUUGCAUGUAAUGUUUGCAAUUUAAGUGCUGCAACAAGUUUUCUGUGACGUCUCAGACCAUCCGUUGUCGAUCGAAGUGUCGAGUUGACCACCCUGCGGCGCACGGCAUCUGAACGCAAAGAGUAACUUUCACGGCUUUCCUACAAUUUUGUAACAGCCCUCGCAAACAUGCGUAUUGAGGAAGUUUCGUCGACGACAAAGACUCAGCGCGUGGCAACUCAUACGCAUAUCAAAGGCCUUGGUCUACAAGAUAAUGGCACAGCACUGCCCUUAGCAGCGGGCUUUGUCGGCCAAGAACAGGCUCGUGAAGCUUGCGGCGUAGUGGUGGACUUGAUCCGCCAAAAGAAAAUGGCGGGCCGAGCUCUGCUGCUUACUGGCGCUCCUGGAACUGGCAAGACAGCGCUAGCACUUGGCAUAGCACAGGAGCUGGGCACCAAGGUCCCCUUCUGCCCCAUGGUGGGCUCCGAGGUGUAUUCCUCCGAGGUGAAGAAGACGGAGGUGCUCAUGGAAAACUUCAGGAGGGCCAUCGGUUUGCGUAUUAAGGAGAACAAGGAGGUGUACGAGGGGGAGGUGACGGAGCUGACACCCGAAUACACGGAGGCUGUGGGUGGCGGGUACGGCAAGGUGGUGAGCCACGUGGUCAUCGGAUUGAAGACGGCCAAGGGGACCAAGCAGCUCAAAUUGGACCCCACCAUUUACGAUGCGCUGCAAAAGGAGAAGGUGCAGACGGGUGACGUCAUCUACAUCGAGGCCAACAGCGGGGCAGUGAAGCGCGUGGGCAGAUGCGAUGCGUACGCCACUGAGUUCGAUUUGGAGGCGGAGGAGUACGUGCCGCUGCCCAAGGGCGACGUGCACAAGCGCAAGGAGAUUGUACAAGAUGUAACGCUUCAUGACCUGGACGCGGCCAACGCCCGACCUCAGGGCGGUGGUGACAUCAUGUCGGUGAUGGGCAGCAUGCUCAAACCCAAGAAGACGGAGAUCACGGACAAACUGAGACAGGAAAUCAACAAGGUGGUGAACCGCUACAUCGACCAAGGAGUGGCCGAGCUGGUCCCCGGUGUGCUGUUCGUUGACGAGGUGCACAUGCUGGAUAUCGAGUGCUUCACCUACCUGAACAGAGCCCUGGAGAGCUCGUUGUCCCCGAUUGUGAUCUUCGCCACCAAUCGAGGUCUUUGCACCAUCCGCGGCACCGACAUCACCUCCCCACACGGCAUACCGGUGGACUUGCUUGAUCGCCUGGUCAUCAUCCGUACACUGCCGUACACGCUAGCGGAGAUGGUCCAGAUCUUGGCCAUUCGUGCGCAGGUGGAAGGUAUCGGCAUCGACGAGGAAAGUCUCGCCUUCCUGGGUGAGGUAGGGGAGCGCACCUCCUUGCGUCAUGCCGUACAGCUGCUCACGCCCGCCUCCAUGUUGGCUCGUACCAACGGCCGUGACGCCAUCUCCCGCGGUGAUUUGGAGGAGGUCGACGUGCUGUUCCACGACGCCAAGUACUCGGCAAGACUGCUGGCGGAACAGGCCGACAAGUACAUCAGCUGA